This is a messenger RNA of Pieris macdunnoughi, 630 nucleotides long. The record is from the annotation of a GenBank genome assembly. Lineage: Eukaryota; Metazoa; Arthropoda; Insecta; Lepidoptera; Pieridae.
AUGUCGUCUAAAAUCAGUGGAACCAAUAACUUCAAGGUAGUGUUACUGGGCGAGGGUUGCGUCGGUAAGACUUCUAUAUUACUGCGAUAUAUUGAAGAUAAAUUUAACGAUAAACACCUUAGUACACUUCAGGCAACAUUUCUAAACAAAAAGCUGAACAUAAAUAAUAAGCGAAUAAACCUAUCCAUAUGGGAUACUGCCGGUCAAGAACGCUUCCAUGCAUUAGGUCCAAUAUACUAUCGGCACUCUCAUGGUGCUGUACUUGUAUAUGAUAUAACUGAUGACCACUCCUUUGCCAAGGUUCAAAACUGGGUUAAAGAACUUAAGAAAAUGCUUGGUGCAGACAUUGUGCUUGUCAUAGCUGGAAACAAAAUAGACUUAGAACAUGAAAGAACGGUUUCCUUGGAGGAAGCCGAAAGGUAUGCAGAGCUGGUAGGUGCCAAGCACUUCCACACUUCGGCUAAGCUGAACCGAGGAGUGGAGGAAUUGUUUUUGGAGCUAAGCCGCGCGAUGCUUGAUCGAAGCGAACGCACUCCGACGGCCCCAGUGCCCCGCGCUUUGGCUCUCGCUGAAGAUGACGAAGCGGCUUCAACUUCUACCUGUUGCUGGACCACACCUUCGAACGGAUAA